Messenger RNA from Chrysemys picta bellii (western painted turtle), 3732 nucleotides. Lineage: Eukaryota; Metazoa; Chordata; Testudines; Emydidae. The record is from RefSeq and is a predicted model, not a curated record.
UGUAGACAGACCCCAAGGCUUAGAUUGCAAACUCUUUGUGGCGGGGGCUAUCUUUUUUCUUCUGUGUUUGUACAGCACCUAGCACAGUGGGAUCCUGGUCAAUGAUUAUACAAGCUUGGGAGAGUCUCCCUGUUUGCGAGACAUCUGUCUCCAUGAGCAUAGGGUGGGUGGCAUGUUGCCUCCCUUUUAUGAGUGAUGGUUAGCAAGUGUCCUAGAAAUGUUUCCGUUUCAACUUUAAUUUAUAGUAUAAUUUGUGUACUAUAACAUCUGACAUUUUGAAACAAAAACAUUAUUUCAAAAUUAAAAAUUGAAACAAAAACACGACCUCCUCCAAAAAAAUCAUUUUGAUUUUUUUCCUAAACAACCUUUUGUUGAAAUUGACGCGGUCCGCAGCACAUCUUGAUUUUGUCAAAUCAAUUUUAUCUGAUGGCAAAUUCUUCCGUCGGAAGGUUUUCAACCAGCUCUGAUUACUUGUAUAACAAUAGCCUAAGAACUAAAUUGUGGACAAGCCAUCAAAUAAACCAGUGCAGAGACUUCUGUGGGCAGCUGUUUGACUUUCAAGCACAAUGGGUUUAACUGAAUUGUAAUCAUUGGUAUUGUGCAAUGCUGAAUGUGGACAAGGCCUUUCCCUGGUAAGAGAGUGGUGUAAAUUGCUUAUUGCACCAAGCAGCAGGUUUCUUAGGGGGUUGCAAGUGUAGCUAUACUAGUGCAAAUGUCUCUAAUGUAGACAGGGCCUUAUUCUGGAGGUGGCGGCUGUGACACUAGUUCACUGUCUUAGCUCUAAUCGUGGUAGGUGGCAGGCAGCCGGGGUGCUGUCAAAACAGUGUGGGAGGGAGAGCACUGGAUUACAUGCAAGACAUGAACUCCCCAACCUAAUAUUAAAGUAGCAUCCAGAGCUGGGGUGCAACCAGGGCUGGCUGGGGCUCGAACCCUCCAGAGCCCCUGGUCACAAAGGGCUGCAGCCUCUGGUCCCUCCUCUGGCUGGGCGGCUGAGAACCCCAGGCUGGGAGGAGCCCGAGGCUGAUGGGGGUCUCACACACACUCUGCCUCGCCUCAUCACAUGCGCUGCCCCAUAGAAAUGCCCCCACUGAAAUCAGCACCCUUAGGUCCCUGUGAGGAAAAUGCUGAUUACGCCCCUGAUCCAGGCCAGAUUUAAGCACAGUAAAUGAUUUUCUGCUUCCUUCAAAUUCCCUCUGCAGUUUCUUGUGCAUGUAGGCAGUUAACAGUUUAUGAUAAGAUUUAUUUUUUUCCCUGUAGCUAUGUGCCAUUAACCAGCUGCCCCAGAAGUGCCUGCAUUCAGUGAUUGGCUGAAGAAAUCCUUGUCCUUAGUGUGCAGCAAUGUUUCUAAGAUAUUUUUAGAUUGAAGGUGCCAAUGCAAUGUAAGACUUGCCCCUGCUAAAAGCCCCGGCUGUUUGUUUUGAUCACCGUGUGGCAAUGAAUGACAAAACCCAAAUGUCCUGACUCUUAAAUCUUGGAUUUCAGGUCUUCAAAUGACGGCGGUUCCUCUUCUAAACUCAGCUGCAGCCUGAGAGAGAGCUGAGCAGAGCCCAGUGUUCAUAGACCAUGCAGCUCACUCAGAGAAGAGAGCCUGAGAAUUCUGCUGAGGACCUUCUUAAUAACAAUAGGGAUCGAGAGAGGGCAGGAAAUCCAGGAGACCAGACAGCUUUCUCUCUUUCAGGUGACCAGCGUUGGACCAAGCCCUGGAAACGUUGUACACGUAAAUUCCUAUGUAUCCUCUUGACCAUUGCUGGUAUCGGCAUCGUGGCUUUGUCAGGGGUAGUACUGAAACUUGGUUUUGAUCCUCCACGCUCCCCUGCUGUCCCUUGGUGCCCUGACGGCUGGGUCGGGUACCUGGGGAAAUGUUACUAUUUCUCAGAGGCCGAAGGAAACUGGACCUUCAGCCAGAGCAACUGCUCCUCCUUCGGCGCCUCCCUGGCUACGAUCGACACCCUGCCUGAAAAGGCUUUCAUGCUGCGCUAUAAAGGCCUUUCCGAGCACUGGAUCGGCCUGCGGAGGGAAGAGGGCGAGCCGUGGAAAUGGGUGAAUGGUUCAGAAUUCAACAACCUGUUUGAAAUCCGAGCCCACGGCAACUGUGCCUAUCUGAACGACAAGGCUGUCGGCUCCUCGUGGUGCCACACGCUGCGCAACUGGAUCUGCGCCCAACGCGAUGCGCACACGAAGGGCUAGGGAAAAGCCGACGGGCCGCGGCGCGCGGUGCCUGACGUGCGUGGGACUGGUCAGGCCAGGCUUGUCGGACUUGCGAUCUGCUUUUGCUGCUGCGCUAUCCGCAUAUAUUGCAACGGAAGGAGCCCAGUCAUUGCCGCGGUCGUCUGCGCUGCUGUAACGUGACAGCACCACCUGCAGGGCGCCGAUAAGAUGGCUGGCGAGUUCCAGACUCCGGGCUACCGUUGAAUGAAGCGUUUCCUUGCUGCUGAAGGGCUGCUCCAGGAGAAGAGCAAUGCAGAGCUGACUCUUCCGUGCUACGUUGGGUGCUGGUGGCCGGGGCGCAAAUGAUGCCGCUGAGUGACUUGCUGCUGAUCCCUUCUCUGAGGAUAUUUACAUCACAGGGGCACCCGGAGGCUCCAGUCAAGGUCAGGGUCCCCAUUUUGCUGGCUGCUGUCCAAACAAACUUCAGUAAGACUCGUCCACCACCCCAGAGAACCUCACAGCCACAAACGGGAUGCCAGGGAAAAGGGAUACGACAUCCGAGCAGAAUGGCUGGGGCUUCCUACUGCCGCAUGCUUAAAUGCAGCCCUUGUCUGUAUUUAUUUCUUAAUGUGUUUGUGUCCGACCCAGCAGAGCCCGAUCUCUCCUUUCUAGAGGUGAUGGGCUGAUGAACCUCAUCAGGAAUUUGUUCCUGAAAGGGGUAUCCACUCAUUUAAAAGCCUUUAGACAGAUGCUUUUGAAACUCCCAUCCAAGUGUCUUAGAACCUGGAGGUAAUCUCUUUUAUUGGACCAACUUAGAAUAUAAGAACGGCCCGUAUUGGGUCAGACCAAUGGUCCAUCUAGCCCUGUAUCCUGUCUUCCGACAGUGGCCAAUGCCAGGUGCUUCAGAGGGAAAGAGCAGAACAGGCAAUCAUCAAGUGAUCCGUCCCGUCACCCAACAACUUCUUUAAGCUUGGCUUCCUUUUUCUUCAUAUUGUAGCGUUUCCAUAGAGACGGCAAAAUUCGGUAUCUUCCCUUGUCGCGUGUCCCAUGUCGGUCCCAGGAUAAAAGAUAUUCCCUCCCCCACCUUGUCUCUCUCGGAAGCUUUAGUCUCAUUGACAGCGACAGAAGGAAUUUUGCCGUGGGUGCAUUUGAUCCACCUCUCUGAGAGAAUUCUUCUGUCAAGCUACAUCUACAGUCGAUGGUACUACGGUGCACAGGGUGUGACAUUUUUCCUAGCCCUGAGCGAUGCAGCUGGGUCGAUCCGAUUGUUAGGUGCAAACCCAGCCUUACCCCCAUUCUGCAGUGGUGUAAAGGAGCUGUUUAAGGAAAUGGAGGGAAUCAGGCCCCAGGGCGUUCGCAAUAAGGCCGAGACCAAACUGUGAAAAGUCAAGAGUCAGGGCUUAGUUUCAGCCAGCCUCCCACAAGCUGCCUAGCUUGGGAGAGACUUUGGGGGACUUUCCCUGUUUUGCCCUGGCUCAGUAUUCUGUAUACUUGAGAAACACUGCUGCUUAAACCUUUGUCAGUAUAUAAGUAGGGUUUUGUACUCUCUUUUGCACUUUGUGUAAAUAAAUGACCUCACUGCUG